Messenger RNA from Poeciliopsis prolifica (blackstripe livebearer), 2083 nucleotides. RefSeq lists its product as uncharacterized. NCBI's taxonomy places the organism in Eukaryota, Metazoa, Chordata, Actinopteri, Cyprinodontiformes, Poeciliidae. The coding region runs from base 23 to 2083 and encodes 686 amino acids. The transcript is spliced from 20 exons. The record is from RefSeq and is a predicted model, not a curated record.
CAGCGGGGCGGUUUUCUGGAGCAUGUCUGGGCUUCCUCGCUUCCUCCGCUUUUCGCCCUCAAACUCGGAGCGGAUAUGGCGCAGAGGAAGCGCAGACAAGUGCGUCGGUUUGUCUUCCAGAGCGAACUUUCUGCGGCCCGGUGGAGCCGACCCGGACGGCAGAGGCGAGUCCAGGCGGUACAGCAGCUGCAAACCGGUCCGGAUCGGCUGCGCCUCCGGGUUCUGGGGGGACACGGCCACGUCGGCCCCUCAGCUGAUCUACGGCGGGAAGCUGGACUUCCUGGUGUUCGACUACCUGAGUGAGAUCACCAUGUCCCUGCUCACCGCCGCCAGGACCAAGACACCUAACCUGGGUUACGCUCUGGACUUCGUCCAGGUGGCUCUGGCUCCGUUCAUCAACGACAUCCACAGGAAAGGUAUCCGUGUCGUCAGCAACGCGGGCGGAGUGAACCCGCUGGCCUGCGCUGAGGCCAUACAGGAAGUCAUCAAGAAGGCGGGGCUGGACCUGAAGGUCGCCGUGGUGACCGGUGAUGACCUCAUGCCCAGCAGGAGCCUCCUGUCUGAAGUAAAGAUGGCCGACGGCGGCGGCAGGCGGCCGCUGCCUAAAACGCUGCACAGCAUGAACGCCUACCUGGGGGCCGAGCCGAUCCGCCGCUGCCUGGACCUGGGAGCCGACGUUGUGGUGACGGGGCGCUGCGUGGACAGCGCCGUGGCUCUGGGACCGCUCCUGCACACGUUUGGUUGGAAGAAGGACGAUUACGAUUUGCUUGCAGCAGGAAGCCUUGCAGGUCAUCUGAUUGAGUGUGGAGCUCAGAGCACCGGAGGGAUCUUCACCGACUGGCACCAAGUUCCCGACUGGGACAACAUGGGCUUCCCGGUGGUCGAAUGUUCCUCCGACGGAUCCUUCGUUCUCUCCAAGCCUCCGAAAACCGGCGGCCUGGUCUCCUUCGGAACCGUCGCCGAGCAGCUGGUGUACGAGAUCGCCGACCCGCGGAGAUACCUGCUGCCCGACGUCAUCUGUGAUUUCAGCCAGGUGGCGAUCCAGGAACUGCCCGGUGUAGACGGAGGGGCCGUCAGAGUCACCGGCGCCAGAGGUUUGGCCCCCUCUCCUGACUACAAGGUGUGUGCCACCUACAUGGACGGGUUCAGAGCGACGGCGGUGUGUCCGGUGGGCGGGCCCAGAGCGGCGGAGAAGGCCCGGCGGACCGCGGACAGCAUCAUCAGACGAACCAGGAGGAUGUUUCGGCAGUUGGACCUGGAGGAUUUUCACUCGGUUAAUAUUCAGGUUCUUGGAGCUGAAGACACUUACGGCCCAAACGCUUGCAGAAAAGACUGCAGAGAGGCCGUGAUCUGGAUGGCCGUCCACCACCAGCAGAAGAAAGCGCUGGAGAUCUUCUCCAGGGAGGUGGCUCCCGCAGGAACAGGCAUGGCUCCUGGACUCACCGGCAUCGUGGGCGGACGACCCAGAGUGUCUCCAGUCCUGAAACCGAUUUUCUUCUUGCAUCCCAAAGCCCAGAUAAAGGUGGACAUCCACGUUGCUGGACAACUGGUAGAGUCGCUUGUUGAAGCGGGACCGGACGCACCUGAGCAGCCUCAGGAUGAAGCUCCUCCCACCUCUGGUCAGGAUGAAGCUCCUCCCACAGACCUGCCCAGUGGACCACACAGCUACCGGCUGGAGGACCUGGCAUACACACAGCGGCGACAAAGGAGACUCGGCAAACAUCGGUGUGAUCGCUCGCCAUCCUCUCUACUUCCCUUACCUGAAGAAGCACCUGACUUCUUCUGUGGUGGAGGACUACUUCUCUCACCUGAUGGAGCCCGGCGUGCAGAACGCCGUCACACGAUUCACUCUGCCGGGAUUCAUGGCCUCAACUUUGUCCUGACGAGCUCCCUGGGGGGGGAGGGGUGGCCUCGCUCCGCAGCGACCCCCAGGUUAAACGAGUCCAGACACCUGAAGGUUCACUCAGCACUGAGGAAUGUCAGGGAGCUGCAGAUGAACCAACAACAAGGAAAGGCCUUCGGUCAGAUGCUGCUGGACCUGAAGCUGAAGGGACUGCCAGAUCUAAAGUCCCUGGUGGACUGA